This is a messenger RNA of Rhagoletis zephyria (snowberry fruit fly), 912 nucleotides long. Its product is annotated as dual specificity protein phosphatase 10-like. Lineage: Eukaryota; Metazoa; Arthropoda; Insecta; Diptera; Tephritidae. Gene Ontology annotation, molecular function: MAP kinase tyrosine/serine/threonine phosphatase activity; protein tyrosine/threonine phosphatase activity; MAP kinase tyrosine phosphatase activity. The record is from RefSeq and is a predicted model, not a curated record. Gene Ontology annotation, biological process: negative regulation of MAPK cascade; peptidyl-tyrosine dephosphorylation. Gene Ontology annotation, cellular component: cytoplasm; cytosol.
CUUAUUACAAGUGAGCAACAUGAAUUUUUCGGGCCCAGAAGAACUAUACAAAUAUCAAGAAGACUACGCCAAACGAUGAUACGCCGCCACCCAUAAGCAGCAUUUCCCCAAACUGUACGAAAAAUAUGUAUACACAAACAAUCAGACAGACAUCCACAUUUGCACCUUACGGCAUACAUAGACGUAUGAAUAUAGAAACUCAUCCCGCGUCACCAGUUUUUCCCCAUUUACUAUUAGGCAAUGGCAAAGAUGCCAGCGAUCCGAGUAGUGUCGGCGCCAAUGCUGUUUUGAAUGUUACCUGCCAAGCACCCAGCUCAGGACCAACGCCGGGACUUAAAUAUAAACAAAUACCUGCCAGUGAUACACCACAUCAAAAUAUAAAACAAUAUUUUCAGGAAGCCUACGAUUUUAUUGGUGAGUAAUUAGUAAUGAUAUAAAAAAAAAACAAAAUGAGUGAAUACAAAUCGCGGACUGGUUUGCCUCCAGUCCAGGUUCAGUCCAGGUGCGCAAAGUUUGUGACAAUAUCAUUGAUUUUCUCUGCAUAAUUGUGCCUACAUCUGCAUAAAUAGCUGUAUCAGCCAGAAGCAAAUCAUAUCCUGUGGGAGAAGCUUUCAAAAGCUCUGUAGAUUUUAUAUGAACGCGCACAGAGUAAAAGCUCUCUCUGAGCAUCACUGAUUUGGACGCAUACCUAGUGAAAGCUCUCUCUGACGCUCAAUAAUGUAUGUAUAGUACUUAUGUAUAUCACCUUGCGUCCAAAAUAUAUCUAGCACCGAGGAAAAAAACUAAAAUCUCAGAGCUGCUUUUGGUUAUAGCGAAAUCCAUAGCUCAAUAAAUACUUACGGUAAUGGUAAUGGCGUUAGGCGUAUGACACCAAUAAUCGUUCGAAAAAAAUUGUACAUACGAUAAUUUCGC